AUGUGGAUUGUUCCCCUCCAAGACAAAGUUCAUCGCAUUGAAUUUGAACAUGGCACAACGACAGGCCGCAGAGUCAUUCGUGUUGAUGGCAAGGAGGUUUCGCGACGGAACUGGAUGAUCAAGUUAGUGGGUAGAGAGUUUUUCACGGUUGGAAAACAUUCGUGUGCGAUAGACAUAGAAUCUGUCGGAACGUUCGUUUACAAGUAUUCCUUGGAAAUCGACGGAAAGCCGGUGGAAAAGUUCAAAGAGCAAAUUUCCAGGCUGCUUCUGAUUUGGAAAACGGAAGUUGACAAAUUUCCUACUCGGAUUUGCCUUGGUAAAGGAACUUUUGCCAGUGAUACGCAAUAA
Messenger RNA from Soboliphyme baturini, 348 nucleotides. Lineage: Eukaryota; Metazoa; Nematoda; Enoplea; Dioctophymatida; Soboliphymatidae. The record is from the annotation of a GenBank genome assembly.